Molecule: messenger RNA, 1552 nt
Organism: Orbicella faveolata
Lineage: Eukaryota; Metazoa; Cnidaria; Anthozoa; Scleractinia; Merulinidae
Cellular component (GO): mitochondrion
Molecular function (GO): 2 iron, 2 sulfur cluster binding
Source: RefSeq, a predicted model, not a curated record
UUCAAAUGUUAGAGUAAAACUGGCAUUUUUGUGUCUCAGCUGUUUCUACGAAAUGACCCUUCAUCGCAGCGAAACGAACAUGAUUAAUAUCCGCUGCUCCCCGCUCCAGCUCCAGCUCCAGUAAGAGAUCGCACGGCACAGAAUUCGAAUCAGUCCAGAGGAUCUUUAAAUAUCUAUGGCUGUAAUUCUCUACGGAUUAAUAAGACAUCUUAAGCUUACCUUAAUGGCUGAUCUCAUACACAAACAAACAAAAUCGACCUUUCUUUCAUUUGUUUAGGAAUGCGAACUCUCCCGCCAUUUUGGGGAAACACAAAGCCAGGCUACUAAGCAAAGAAUGGUUACAAAGCUGAAAGCCGGUGAGAAGGUUGGACAACCUUUCUGAGAUCAUACAAAAGUAUCUUCACUCUUUUUCAUCACUUUUGUCUAUAUUUAUUGUGGAAAAAAUUAAUUUCUGACGAUGAGCCAACUUCUUGUUGACGGUGCUUCGUGUGAUAAUGGGAAGAAGGUGUCAAAUAUUGGUGAGCUGUGUCCAGCGGUGGCAAUGUAUGGACCUUGCAACAUUGAAGAUUUGGAACCUGGCAAGACCAUGAAGUGGUGUACUUGUGGGCUGAGUAAAACCCAGCCAUGGUGUGAUGGAGCUCACAAGAAAACUGGUUUCAAGUCUUUGAAAUGGAAGGUUCCUGACCAUCCCCAAAGAAUCUACUCAAUUUGCUGCUGUAAACACACCAAGAAUCCACCCUUCUGUGAUGCAACCCAUGUCAGCCUUCCAGCUCUGGUAACAGAAAGGCAAAAGAACUGCAGAGGUGCUCACAAGAAUGACAUGAAAUUAUGCACCAGCUGUGGGUGGGUUCCCAAAUGGUAGUUAACUAAAAUUCGUCAGCAAUGCAGCUCAAAUUUGAAUUUUCAUACAAUCUAAUUGCAUAGGCCACUUUUUAUAUUCAUCAAUGCCAUUGCCACACUUUCUUUGAACCAUUUUGUAAGAAAGAAACAUCACAAGUUUGAUUGUCACUUUAAUAAGCACAUACAGUAUAUCAAAAAAACAUAAACAGCAGUAGCAGUGGCAAAAGUAUAGUAGUCAUCAGUAGCUUGUAACAGGUUUUUAUCUAUCAUGAAAUAGCAGUAAAGCGUAAAGCAAAAUAAUCUUUCAAAAUUGGAGGUUCCCCUCAAACUUAAUUGUUUUUUAUCAAUUACAAUAAAUUAUUGAUGGUGUAAAAAAAAAAUUUUGGUAUUUACAUAGUUCAACACAAAAAGAAGUGUUUAAAGAUCACAACUUUACCCAGAGCUUUUAGAGAUAAUUUCUAACAAAUUUCUUAUAAUUCUAAAGUUUAAUAUAAGAAAGGAUUUACCGGUAAGGGGAGGCAAUAUCAAGAUAAAUUAUUCCUUCCAGUUUAUAAUAGCAUUAUGCCAUUAUAAAAAGGGGAAAAAGCAUUAAAAUUCUUAAUGUCACAGUCAUGACACAUGAUGUGAUACCUGCCACUAGGUUCAGUUUUUCCAAUAUACCAUUCAUGUGAUACAUGUAAUACAUGUACAAUAAGACUAUCAUAAUGGAGAC